This is a messenger RNA of Trichoderma asperellum CBS 433.97, 819 nucleotides long. RefSeq lists its product as uncharacterized. Lineage: Eukaryota; Fungi; Ascomycota; Sordariomycetes; Hypocreales; Hypocreaceae. The record is from RefSeq and is a predicted model, not a curated record.
AUGUCUCGCCUUGUCGAUAGACUUCCUACACCGGAGAAGGUGAAGGAGAAGAAAGUGAUUGUGCUCAGUCGCAGUCGUGUUGGAACUUUCUCUCUCUACCAAGCUCUCGCAACAUUAGGAUACAAGCCUUACCAUAUGUACGAGGUGGCCAUGAAUGGCACCACUCAUCUCGAGCUCUUCGAAGAGGCUAUACGUUGCAAAUACUCAGGCAAAGAUAAACCAUAUGGCAAAGCCGAAUUUGACAAAUGGCUCUGCAACUAUGAUGCCAUCGUUGAAAUCCCCCAAUUUUUCAUCGAAGAGUUUGUCGAGUUUUACCCCAACGCGAAAUUUAUACUCGUCGAACGCGAUGUCGACGCUUGGGAGCGUUCGUUGAAUAAUACUAUCAAGGGCGUUUUCGAGGCUUGCAGAUCGUUCCCCAUGAAUGUCACCCAACAUGUUGAUCCUUUCAUCAAGGGGUUUGUCGCUCUCCACAAUACGUUUGAAGACGUCAUGUUCCACGGAAAAGGUGUAAACGGGGGCAUGGAAGACGCCAAGAAGGAUAGUAUAUCAGACGCCAAAAAGGCAAAGAGACUGGCUCCAAAGGAUCAGCUUUUGACCUGCACCCUAGAAGGUGGUUUUGGUUGGGAAGAGAUUUGUCCCUUCCUUGAGAAAGACAUUCCCAAGACACCGUACCCUAGAGGUAACGCUCCCGCUCAGUUCGAACAUCUUGUGAAAACAGUCCUUGGCCCUCGUAUCAGAAACUCGGUUUUGAAGCUUUUGGGGACGGUACUCGUGCCAGCAGUUAGCAUUGGCAUGUGGUUUUACGUGAAAAGGCGUUAA